UUACUGCUUUUUCACUGUUCUGGACUUCAAACUCGAUACUCUAUCAGCUAUAAUUCGUUUGUCUUUCUGUUUCCUGUCCUAGUGUUACAGAUUUAUAAUUUAAACCAUUUUUCUCAAGGAGUCCCUUUGCUCCCCACUUCCCAGCCAGUUUUAUACCUGCACCUAUGGUUUAGAAACCAGGAGGUCUUGUACCUUUCUUGUACCUUUCUUUCCCUAAUGGUACUGGGUCUUUAUGCCACUUAAGAUGGAUCUUUGGUUUUAGAUUCAUUGGUUUCAGAAAAUACAAUCCAAGUAACAUAAAAUACAGGUGUUCUUUCUUGUCACUAGGUGUCAGCAUUAAUUUUAUUAUGAUCUUUUCGUGAAAUUGAUAGAAAAGAAAGAUUGCCUGGCAGGCUCUUUGUAUGUAUCGUUUCAAUUUAAAUGGUUAUUUUUACUUAAAUUAUUUGCUAAAAAAAAUCAAGAGACUUAAGUAUAUGUUCUGGCAUCUGCUAUAUACAUUACUUAAGUUCCUUCCAUUGUGUUUACUUGAAUACGAAGUAAGGCUGGAUAAGCCCAGAAGGGAACAAUAAUAGUACAGUUAGUAGGGGAGGGAGGAAAAAUAAAAUAAAAAAGAAUACAGUUAGCUUUCCUAAAGCAAAGUUGUAAUCCAUGGGCUAGUGUAUGCAUUAUUAAGAUAGGCAUUUUGCUUUUUUUCUCCCUCUUCCUCUAAAACAUCAGUCUUCCCUGUUCCUAGCACCGAACUUAAAGAGCAGGUGCGUAACCCAAGUACUCAGUGUUCUGUAUUUUCUAUAAAAGAUCUCUGACCUGGAGUUGCUAUAACAAUAUAUUUCAAUUAUUUUUCCAGGUUAGUUGAUGAUAGUCUUUGCCUCCUGUAACCAUAAAUAAUUGAAAUUUGAUUUUCCAGCCUACUGGUUUCUGAGGGUCUGUCUGAAUGCCUUAUUCAAUUGGCUCUCUUCCUGCUACUAAAUUUUGCUUCCCAAACAUAUGCAGCCUGAAAAUUCUGGCUCCAUAGAAAUAGCUUAAAUAUUUAAUUCCUAUCAUACGUUAAAAUGUAUCUGACUGAAUAUUACUUUUCAAAUGGCAAGGUAUGCGCUUUGAGUUCGAUGCUUUCCCACAGAAAGACAAAUUCGUGUUGAUGUGGCUUUGGUGUGUCACUCAGACCCUUAAUAGGGACCUGAGAGCCUUGAAACAAGUAGCCAGGGGUAAGGAUGGAGACUAGCAGAGCUAGCUUUGAACGUGCUACUUUGACUAUUGAGGAUAAUAGAGAUGGUGGUUCCCCUCCCUGUAAUUCCGGUGGUGCUCCUGCAAAUAGAGUGCAUCUGUUAUAUUUCAGAACAUAAAUAUGACUGCAUGGUAAAUCAAGAAUUCUUGCUAUUAUUUGGAAUAGAGAUUUCCAGUCAGCAGCCAAGUAUGUAAAGCCAUGCUCUGCCCCAAGAGACUUGUCUAGAUCACUCUAGAGAGUAGACUCUGCUGUUUAUAGUUCCUUUCAUGGUUGGUUUGUUUUAACAUGGGAGAAAGCUUUAGUUAUAGAUUGGGUUGGUAGUAGGGACAACGAAGAGGCCUUUUUCUUUUGUUUGAGUUAGGCCUCUUCUCUGCCUCUUCUCACCCUCUGCUAGAAGUUCUUGACGUUUUGUCUCAGUGUAUCUACCUUUAUACUCCUUUUAAAGGGUUUGAUGGUCCCAAGACCUUACCUUAGAAAGUCCCAUAAAACACAAGCAUACAAACACACAUCCAUUAGCUGCCAGAAUACCAAGGCAAGGCAUUAUUACUGUAUUGCUCUAGAACCUCAGCUGGACACCUGUGAGUGAGUGCGAGUCACCUCUUUUCCAUUAUGAGGAUAGUUUGACCGUGCAGACUCCUGAAAGGGCCUUGGAAACCCCACCUACCACCUACCCUGAGAACCACUGCCCUUUUUACAGAGUAACCUGUGUUGUGGAUUUUGUUUUCCUCCCAGUUCUCUGCAGCAGGUACUGAAGGAAAGGUAAGGGUAAUAAUCUCCUAGGACAGUUCUUCCCUUCCUCACUCUUCCUGAGGACUCACAGAGGAAGAGUUCAAGCAACAGUCCUGCCCCGGUGUACUCAUGGAGAUGUAAUGGACAUACCCUUCCCAGCACACUUACGAAGCACCCGACUAAUAAAGGCAGAAAGCAUACAUAAAGGGUGUUGAAGUUAAGCAGGAAAAACUUCUUCGGGACCAUUGUUGGAACAUUGCCUGCAGAAAGGGCCUGGAAGGCAUGGAAGCACCUGGAAGGAUUGGCCGAGGGGCUGGCAUGAGCUUGAGUCUGGAGGUUUGUAAAAGAAUGGACUUGGUCUGUCAGAGAAUGUUGAAUCAGGGAUUUCUGAAAGUGGAGAGGUACCACAAUCUAUGCCAGAAGCAAGUUAAAGCACAACUGCCAAGGAGAGAGUCAGAAAGGAGAAACCAUUCUUUAGCUCGUCAUGCAGAUAUCCUUGCUGCCGUGGAAACGAGGCUGUCACUGUUAAAUAUGACUUUCAUGAAGUAUGUGGAUUCCAACCUCUGUUGCUUCAUCCCAGGAAAGGUGAUUGAUGAGAUUUACCGUGUACUGAGAUACGUCAACUCUACCAGAGCCCCUCAGCGAGCCCAUGAAGUACUACAAGAAUUGCGGGAUAUCUCCUCCAUGGCGAUGGAGUACUUUGAUGAGAAGAUUGUUCCAAUCCUGAAGAGGAAACUGCCAGGAUCAGAUGUAUCUGGAAGACUCAUGGGCUCUCCUCCAGUUCCUGGACCAUCUGCAGCCCUGACAACAAUGCAGCUCUUCUCCAAGCAAAACCCUUCAAGACAAGAGGUUACCAAACUCCAGCAGCAGGUUAAAACCAACGGUGCUGGCGUGACUGUUCUCAGGCGUGAAAUUUCUGAGCUCCGCACCAAAGUGCAAGAACAGCAGAAACAGCUUCAAGACCAAGACCAGAAACUGCUAGAGCAGACCCAGAUCAUAGGUGAACAGAAUGCACGGUUGGCAGAGCUGGAGCGCAAGCUCCGAGAGGUCAUGGAAAGUGCAGUAGGAACAUCUUCAGGGUCUGGGCAGAGUGAGGAGUCUCCUCGGAAGAGGAGGAAGGCAACAGAAGCCAUAGACUCUCUUAGGAAAUCCAAACGACUUCGGAAUAGAAAGUAAAUUGGAAUGUGGCUGUGGCUCCAGAGGGAGACAUCCAUGGCUGGGAGUUUAAGCAGGAGGCUGGAGCAACAUGGCGUCCCUUAGGCUUCCAGGCAAUCAGAACACAACUUACACUUGGCUCUUGUGGUUGGCAUCCUUCUCGCGCUUCUCUGGUGGAGCCGAUGCACAGAACCUCCUUACUUGCAAUAGAUCUGUACUAACCAGACCCAUGCUAUCAUAUUUGGCAUAUUUGGGAGCUAACGUUUUUCCUGUGCAGAUGAUGUGUUAAGUUUGUUUGUUUCAGCAUAUAUGCACAUUACAUACGGAUUUUAAACAAACCCAUUCUUGACAGACUAAAAAUUAAGUUUAAUACAUAAAAUGUCCUGUUCACUUGAAAGAAAAAAAAAUCUACUUUUUAAAUGGACACUAUCAUGUUUAAAAAAAAGUUGACUUUUUGUUUGUUAUAAGUGACCUUUGUCUGGAAUGUCUGAGAAGUAGUUAAUACUUUGGCAUUGAAGCAAUGGGUAACGGAAAGGACUGCGUAGGUUGACUGUAGCAGGGGCUCUACAGUCCUGACUGUCUAUUUUUAUAAGCUACUGGCAAGGGAUGUUUCCAAUUGCUAGAUACAGGCUUUCAGUUUUCUUUGGGGCCAUGUCCUGCAUUUGCAUGGAUGGAUGCAUGCAUUGCCUAGUCAGCACACUUCACAGCUCUUGCACUGGUGUUGAUCUUAAACCUCUAACACCACUUGUAGAGCUGUGCCUUUAUUGGUUUAAGCGCUUAACAUCUUCCUCUGCAGCUGCUUGCCUGUAGGGGGAGAAUCAUCAGUCCAUUUGUCCUCCGGUUUUGCAGACACAGGAGACUGUAAAGUCCACUGAUGUGUCUUUUCUCUGUAGGGUUCAGGUACACUGGCUAAGAGAGAACCCCAUAUCCAAGCCUCUUUCUGUAGAAGUCAGACCUCUGGGAACGAGUCAUGAUUCUGACUUGUCACUGUGCUCAUGGGUCAGUCAUGACUGAAGGAAAAAGUUCAUCGAAGAACAUUGUGUGUGCCGUGAGAAAGCGGUUUCACCAUUUCAUUUCUGGCCCAUGAGCUCCCAUGAUCCCUAAACAGAAGCUUUAGUUUUGUUUGCACUCCUGUUUUGAGCUCGUAACUGGAAAUGUGUGUCUUGCACUGUCCAACCCGAGUGGUCACUUUAACAACCUCCAAAUUGUGUAAAGUGCUUCUUUUCCCUGUUGUAUAUUUUUGACCAUUCAACAAUCACUGUCCUAUUUUUAUUAUAAUGUACUAAAUUAUGUAGUUUUGUUCUUUUAAACAUCUGUUGCUUUGGGCUUCAGUUAUUUAUAGUAAGUUUAGGUAUGAGAUAGUAAAAACUAUCCCUUUCCAGGUGAAAAUUGGCACCUGUGUAAAACUAAGGUUUUGGUAAAUCUCACAGUGGGAGAAAAAAGCAGGAGGUUGUCAUCCGUCCAACAUGAUGCAUUAUGCGUCCUCUAGGUUACUUUUCCAAGUGACACUCUCCUGCCCAUUCUUAGUAUCAUCCCGUCAUGGUCCUGCCCUGGUUUUGUUUAAGUUGUCAAUUUACAAUGUCGUGUGUUUUCAGUGAGAAACCGUAUGGCAUCCAAGUGUUUCAUGGUUUGUUGGGAAGGUAAUUUUAAAAUAAACAGUUUCCUAGAAAGAUUUGUCAGCCAAGGUCAUCCAUAAAGGUCCUUGUCUAGAACUCGUUUUCUCAGCAGGUCUCACUGUUGCGAUCCUAGGACGUAGCCAUAUCACCGUAGCCUUGGAGGAGGCCUGUGGGGCACUCCGAGCUUGACUGUAUCAGUCUACUGUUCUGGUAGAGGAAGACUUUCUUAAGCAUCAAGUACAGGUUUUUCAAAGUAUAAUCCUUAUGCAUCAAAGAAAUGAACCUCAAAUUAUUUCUUCAAUAAUUUAAUAAUUUCUCAGAAUUUUUUUCAAACUUCAUCUAACUAGCCUAAAUGUAACCUCUAGUCUUCCAUUAGUUACUGUGCGUGCAUGGCUUUCAUAAUGAGCACCCACGGUAAGAAGGGGUAUGUCUGCUGCACGCACCUGAGACCUCCAGCCCAUCAGAUACAGGCGCACCAAGAAUAAAGUACUACAGCUCGCUUGUCUUAAGCUUUACUCAGAGUCACUAACACAUGUUAGGAAGUUGUCUUCACCAUUUAAUACAGUUCUUUAGGAUAGCGUAGUAGCAUUUAGGGUUUUCCAAAUCAUGCAUUAUUUGAAUAGCUAAAACUGACUUGCCAUGGGAAAACUUAAGCAGGCUCCUGAGAGACACCUCUUGCAUUUCCUGGCAGAAGCUUACAUGCGGUAGGUGGUUUACAGCACCUUUUGUAAAAGUGUCCCACCGAGAAGCGAUUCCUCUGUCUGAGUUGGUCAUCCCUAUGUAUGAGCUUACCCGUGGUACACACUACACACAGGCAUACAAACAUGAAAAGACAUGGAUGGGAGGUGAAGAGGACUGGCCCCUGUCCUGCAAAGCCCUGCUCACCUCCUACAGAGACUGCUCAACUGCUUUCCAACCGACGUGGGUUACAGGAACUCCUCAAGCUUCCCUUCUGAUGUGGAGAUCCUAGAGGUAGUGGGGCAAUUAGCAGUAACCCUACUGUUGUAAAGACUACUGGGGUGCCCCAGGUUGAAAGCCAAUAAUUUGGAAUCAACUUAUUUUGUAAAACAUGUUUUUUUGGAGUACCGAACUUCACAGGGGCUUGCCUUAAUUUAGUAGUUUCAAGAUGUAUGCGCUAAUAUUCUAUGUGUUGAAAUGUUAAAAUAUUCUAUGUAGCCCCAAGUGUGGGUAAAACAAGAGUUUAAUGCCUAAAUAAAUAAGCUAAAAGGUGUCACUACAGCUGGAUUUUUUAGAGAAAGUGAACACAAAAAAUAGGCUAUGCGUCAUGAACAAAAAUGAUGGCACCUUGGGAUUGCACUAUUUCAUGCACUGUUUUAUAUGCCAUUUCAUAGCCUGCACUUUAACGUCCAAAGAAAUGCUGUGUGGUGCCCGUUCCUUGUUAGUGAGCUCAUUCUGUUUCACUCCACUGAGUUAGUUUCCUUAGCUGCCUUCCUUAUUUGAGUUCUCUGCAUCCUUAGCCAUAAUACUUCCUAGGAUCCGAGAACUCCCGUCUCAUCAGUUUCUAACCGUGUAGCAUUUAAUGUAAACCACAUCCUUGGUGAUCAGCACAGUCACAGAUCCUCUUCUAAUGGUGAGUACCUGUUUGUUACCUAAACCAAACCCUCAGAAGUAGACGCCGUGAGAUUUGAAUGCAGGAAUGAAAGACCUGAAAGGGAGCCCAUGAAAUGACACAGCUGCUUGGAAAUGACAGAUUCUUACAGGAAAUUGCCUAUCCCAUGCUUGAGAUCUGCGUGAGUUCCUUUAGCAGGCAAGAGGUUCAGUUAACAUUACUUAAAUGUAGAGCCUACCAUCUGCAGGAAGUUAGUUAUUUUCAACAAACACGUAAGUCUACAAAACCGACAGCAACCACCGCUGUUGGAGUGUGGCCACCGACUGUUGUCACUUUGAGUAAACAGCGUGUCACACAGAUAAGAACGAGGGUAGGCUUGAGUGAUGUUGACCUUUCCCGGUUUCCUAAGAAUCAUGGUUAUUAUCUCUGAAGCCCAAGCAUUAAAUCCACCUUCUCCCUUUGUGUCUGAAGAUAACCACACACUUUAGCAUAGGAAUCCAAUCAGGCCAUUGCCAAAGUCUAGUGGUUCAUACUGCCGAAAGGUUAGGCACGUAGAAGCUUCCUUUAUGUGCUGUCGUAUGUCUGUUUACUUAUGCUCGUGAGCAACAAUAAACCACUAGUUUACCUUCUGGAA
Molecule: messenger RNA, 6926 nt
Organism: Mesocricetus auratus (golden hamster)
Lineage: Eukaryota; Metazoa; Chordata; Mammalia; Rodentia; Cricetidae
Gene: Fbxo28
Product: F-box protein 28
Exons: 5
Coding region: 2234-3127 (297 amino acids)
Biological process (GO): protein polyubiquitination
Molecular function (GO): protein binding
Source: RefSeq, a predicted model, not a curated record